GCGGGCCCUGGGCGGCCAAUUCGAACCUUGGGGCCGGGAGCUCUCGGAGCCGGCUGUCUGACGGGAAGCAUGCCGCCGUCGACCACGGUCUUCCGGAGAAGGCCGGUAAAGCGGAAGGCUCCCCGCGGCUUUCUCAAGGGCGUCUUUAAGCGACAGAAGCCUCACCUACGUCUGGUGUCGCGCGGCGACUUGCUGGUUCAUUUGAACUGUUUAUUGUUUGUUCAACGAUUAGCAGAAGAAUCCAGGACUAAUGCUUGUGAGAAAAAGUGUGGAAUCAUUAGCAAGGAUCACAUUCUGGCUGCAGCAAAGGUAAUUCUAAAGAAGAGCAAAGGUUAGAAGCCAAAGAAAAUAUUCUUGAAUAUUUUAUACUUACUAUUUUAGAUGGCAGCAAAUAAUAAAAACAUUUUUCUAUUAGUUUAUAUUAUGAUUAUUAAAAUACUGGUUAGAUGA
Molecule: messenger RNA, 450 nt
Organism: Dipodomys ordii (Ord's kangaroo rat)
Lineage: Eukaryota; Metazoa; Chordata; Mammalia; Rodentia; Heteromyidae
Gene: Cenpw
Product: centromere protein W
Exons: 3
Coding region: 70-336 (88 amino acids)
Biological process (GO): mitotic cell cycle; kinetochore assembly; chromosome segregation
Cellular component (GO): kinetochore; nucleoplasm
Molecular function (GO): DNA binding; protein heterodimerization activity
Source: RefSeq, a predicted model, not a curated record